UUGUGUUUCUCCAGACAGAGAUUACGCCUUAUCCGUUCCAGCUUAUAGCUGUUGAAGUAAUCUCUGUUCUGCCUCUCUCUCUCCCCCGAGUUCUUUAAGCUCUGCAUCAAUGGCGUCUCUCUCAGCAACUUCUCUUAGCUUCAAAUCUUUAUCCGUACAACCCAAAAGAAUCUCCCAGGUGGUGUCGGGAGAAGCCUCGAUUUUUCGGUCCGUCUCUUUUGGAUGCACAAAGGGUCGUUUCCCGUAUUCGAAGAAUCUCCGUCUUCAAGUCUCUUGUGCAGCAAAAGCCGAAACCGUGCAGAAAGUAUGCGAUAUCGUGAGGGAGCAACUCGCAUUGCCCGCAGAUUCUGAGCUCACUCCCGAGUCCAAGUUCUCGGCCCUUGGCGCCGAUUCUCUCGACACCGUGGAGAUUGUGAUGACAUUGGAGGAAAAGUUUAAGAUAAGUGUGGACGAAUCUGAUGCUCAGAACAUAACGACGAUCCAAGAAGCUGCCGAUUUGAUAGAGCAGCUAGUCGACAAGAAACCCUGAACCAAACCGAUCGUCGAUACCCGGCUAACCGGGAAAUUGAACCGGCGGUUUUGGUUUGUAACCUUUUCGUUUUUGGUAUUCUUUGGGAUGCAAGAUUUUGAUUGGUGAGGAAUCUAUGAACAAUCUUUUGGGAUGUUUGGAUGCUUCUCUGUGCU
Messenger RNA from Tarenaya hassleriana, 684 nucleotides. RefSeq names its product acyl carrier protein 4, chloroplastic. Bases 110 to 529 code for a protein of 139 amino acids. Gene Ontology annotation, biological process: fatty acid biosynthetic process. Gene Ontology annotation, molecular function: acyl carrier activity; phosphopantetheine binding. Lineage: Eukaryota; Viridiplantae; Streptophyta; Magnoliopsida; Brassicales; Cleomaceae. The record is from RefSeq and is a predicted model, not a curated record. The transcript is spliced from 4 exons.